Linum trigynum is the source of this 2133-nucleotide messenger RNA. Lineage: Eukaryota; Viridiplantae; Streptophyta; Magnoliopsida; Malpighiales; Linaceae. The record is from the annotation of a GenBank genome assembly.
AUGCAGAGACGGAGUCCUCCGAAGCACAGGCACGAUGGGACUUCGCCUUUGCCCUUGGGGAUGGAUUGGAGCCCUCCUCCUCGAAAAUUGAGUGGACGAGACACGGUUUGGCCACAUGAUCCUAGAACAGGGUGGAGUUACUGUAUCACUGUUCCUUCAUGGGUUGUCCUUGCGAAGUCCAGAGAUUCAGAUCCUGUAGUGUUUUACAGGGUUCAGGUUGGUUUGCAAUCACCUGAAGGGGUAACAGUUACACGUGGAGUACUGAGAAGAUUUAAUGAUUUUCUGAGGUUAUUUGCAGAUCUUAAAAAGGCAUUUCCCAAGAAGAGUCUUCCACCAGCCCCACCCAAGGGACUACUGCGUAUGAAAAGCAGAGCAUUGUUAGAAGAGAGGAGAUGCUCUUUGGAGGAAUGGUUGACAAAGCUACUAUCCGAUAUUGAUUUAUCUAGAAGCAUAGCAGCUGCGUCCUUUCUUGAACUAGAAGUGGCUGCAAGGUCUGCAUUUCAGGAUGCAAAUCAAGAGUCUUCAGAAACAGCCCUAACUGAUGAUGCUACGCCUACUUCAUCUCAGAUACUUCCUAAUUCGAGCUUGUCUGCUCUCACUGCUACCUCGUCAGUUGCUUCCGAUUAUGGAAGUGAUACUGCCUAUGAAGCAUCUGAGAUUGGAACUCCAAGGUUAGGGAAGGAUGAAAGUUCUGAAAUCGGGAUGGAAGAUCUAGCAUUGGAUGAAGAUCUCGCAAAUCCAAUAGAAAAGCUAGUGAAGUAUGACAUGUCCAAUAUUGAUGAAGGACUUUUGAUGGGGCAUACUAUCCUAGAUCAGCUUGAAGGGUUUCCUAGGCAUAAACCUCACACCAGACAUGCAAACAAUGUGAUGGGGAAUUCCAUGUACAAUGGCAAUGCCUCUAAAGUUCAAACCCUAGUUGGCAAUGGGGUGGAUCUUUUCUCUGAGCCAGAGCAUUGUAGGGCGGCACUUGGCCAUGCUAGGAAGUUGUCUAGUGAGAGUUUUGGAAGUGAUGGAAGCUCUUUGAGAAGCAGUGAAAAUGCCGGUAUAUCAAAUUCAAUCACUGCUGAUGUAUCUCUUGACAUUGCAAGAGGAGCUGAGGUUUCUAGUUCUUCUGGAAUCCUUAGCAAGAUUGAGUCGCAGCUUUCAGGCAAUACACAAAUAAUUAUUCCAUUUGAUCAGCGUCAUAAAAUGAGCAGAGUUCUAACGGCCCUGCAACGAAGGCUAGGCACAGUGAAAACCGACAUGGAGGACCUGAUAUCAAGGUUAAAUCAAGAAAGAGCCAUUAAAGAUUAUCUCGCUAAGAAGGUGAAGGACCUAGAGGUUGAACUCGAAACCUCCAAACAGAAAAAUAAGGAAAACUUGCAGCAGGCUAUUUUAGUUGAAAGAGAGAGGCUAACACAAAUGCAAUGGGAUAUGGAAGAACUCAGGCGUAAAGCCUAUGAAAUGGAGCUAAAACUAAAGGCUAAAGAGGAUGAAAAGUCAAGCAUGAGUUUAGAGGAUGGACCUACAAAUCAGCAGAAGGACGCGGCACUGGAAGAGUUGGACAUUACCAAAAAGAAGCUUGAGGACCUGACGAAGCAAUACGAAGUAUUGGAAGUAAAGUCAAAGGCAGAAUUAAAGUUUCUUGCUAAAGAGUUCAAAUCCCUUCAAAGUUCUCAGAAGCAGUUGAAGGAGGAGCGUGAUCGAGCAAUGAAUGAGAAAUCCGAUAUUGAGAAACACCUUGAAAGUGAGAGAGAGAUUGGGGAACAUGAGAAAGACCUCCAGAAAAGGCUCCUGCAGGAUUGCAGGACUGUAUGGAGUCGACUUCAAGAAUGCAACCUCAAUCUAUCCACUGAAGAUGAUGAUAACAAUUUUGUGCUGAAUUCCUCAUCCGAAGACAUGUUCGACUUGUUGAAAACAUUUGAUGAUCGGAUUAGCCUUCUUCUUGCAGAGGCACAACUAUUAGCUGAUGAUGGUGGUGCUGAUCGCAACGUGAAGACGACAACGAACAUUGAAUUAAGUACACUGUUGGUAGACAUACUAGCUGAUAAUGCGAAGCUGCGGAAACAGGUAUACUCUGUUACUCGUCGAGCUCUCCGAAAUGGCAUGAUUUCAAGGGAGCCCCCACUGAACAUAUCAAAUGUAGAUAGAUGA